Sabethes cyaneus is the source of this 594-nucleotide messenger RNA. Its product is annotated as histone H2A. Gene Ontology annotation, molecular function: structural constituent of chromatin; protein heterodimerization activity; DNA binding. The coding region runs from base 1 to 375 and encodes 124 amino acids. The record is from RefSeq and is a predicted model, not a curated record. NCBI's taxonomy places the organism in Eukaryota, Metazoa, Arthropoda, Insecta, Diptera, Culicidae. Gene Ontology annotation, cellular component: nucleosome. The transcript has a single exon.
AUGUCUGGACGUGGUAAAGGAGGAAAAGUCAAGGGAAAGGCAAAGUCCCGUUCAUCUCGUGCUGGGCUCCAGUUCCCAGUAGGCCGUAUUCACCGUCUGCUCCGAAAGGGCAACUAUGCCGAGCGCGUCGGUGCUGGAGCACCCGUCUAUCUGGCUGCCGUAAUGGAAUACUUGGCAGCUGAAGUGUUGGAACUGGCAGGAAAUGCGGCCCGUGACAACAAGAAGACCCGAAUCAUCCCCCGUCAUCUACAAUUGGCCAUUCGCAAUGAUGAAGAAUUAAACAAACUCCUCUCCGGUGUCACCAUUGCUCAAGGAGGUGUUCUUCCCAACAUUCAAGCUGUUCUCUUGCCUAAGAAGACCGAGAAGAAGGCUUAGAGAUUUCCAGCUAUUGAGUUAAUAUCAAAAAAUCCGUCCUUAUCAGGACGACAAACAUCUAUUUAUGAAGAUUUAAAAGAUUUCGCUCACUGGUUCCUAAUUCAACUAUACAUAUUACAAGUAAUAGCGUACUGAUAAUUGCAAUGAAUCCAUUCUCACUCACUAAACAGAACGCCUGUUAGAAAGCUCCAUUUUGUCGUGAUUGUAUUGAACUUGUUU